AUGGUAGAGCCGAAAUGCGUCCCCGGCGUGUAUGAGUCCGCAAGUAUAGGGUGCGGCGCGGCGCAGGACAGCGUAGAGUUCAAAUCCGCUUGUCCUAGUACUGUGUACACUUGCUACGGCAGCUGGCAGGCCGGCGGCGUGGGCUACGUGGUGGCGGCGCCCGCGCAGCCGCGCGCGCCGCGCCCGCGCACCGUGUGCAUCGUCUACCAGCACCACGACAACAACGAAACCCACGGCGGCACGCUGUCCCUGAGCAUCGUGUCGCACUCGUGUGACCGCUCGGCUUCGCCCGGCCCGCCCGACAAGGCCUACAACCUCACUCUCAACGGUACUUGCGAGCAGAGCAGCAAGUACAACAGCCUGGCGGCGCGCCUCGCGCCCGCGUCGCUGCUGCUGGCGCUGGCUUUAACCCUCAGAUGAUACGUCGGCCGCUAGAGGCGCGGGAGCUCUGUUAACUUGCUACUGUGACUGAUUAUCCAGGGGGAACUUGUCAGUUAUGUUCAAAGAACUCGUAUAUACCAUAGAUCAUGCAAAUGUGUGACGUUAUCUGGGUAAAUGGACCUUAUUUUCGAUGGCACUUACGGCGUUAUGAGCGAUGUUCGUAUACAAUUAUAUAACGCCGCGGGACGUAAGCGCCACCGACAAUAAGGUCUCUUUACCCAGAUAAUGGCACAUGUAUCCACUUAGCGUGUCAAAUUAACUCAGUAAUAUCCACUGUGUUGUCCGUUUUUAAUCGCAGCUUUCGGGCGUCAAUUUUUGCAAGUUGAGUCAACAAAAACAUUAAAAAUGCCUCCUUACGUGAUAUAUAAUUGCAAUAACACAGAAAUUAUGACCAGUGACAACUUAAAGUAACAACUUCAGUACAAAAUCUGCUAUACAAGUAGAUGAACUUGUUUCUAUCUAAAUCUAAUUAUGUGGUUAUGUUAUACUUAGGUAAGAUCAAUAAGGGUAGGUGUGCAUAAGGGUACCUAACAGUGGCGACGCGUGAAAAUUUUUGUUGGUAAAGCCGAAGGGGUUUUUGGGAUCUAUUUUGUAUGGACUUCUACAGAUACUGCAGAAUUUUAGGGAACCCGUU
This is a messenger RNA of Leguminivora glycinivorella, 1075 nucleotides long. RefSeq lists its product as uncharacterized. The record is from RefSeq and is a predicted model, not a curated record. Bases 1 to 420 code for a protein of 139 amino acids. NCBI's taxonomy places the organism in Eukaryota, Metazoa, Arthropoda, Insecta, Lepidoptera, Tortricidae. The transcript is spliced from 4 exons.